AUGUCCAGUAUAUUGCAUGCAGCGUCUGAGGUGAAAUGGAAUAAGAGCGCAGCCGCCAGACGAGCCGUGUUUCUCGCGGCUGCUGCAUACGGCUUAAAAACCCUGUACCCUAUCAUCUACAAACGGAUCGGUAAACGCACAGAGCCCAAAAGCACCGCUAACGGAAACCGAGCGCAGAAUGGACUAGUGCCGACGCAUAUAUCCAUAUUAGAAAGCGUUUCCGGUCCAGAUGACAAUCACAGAUCGCCUGGCGUGGACGCGCGCUUCUUUAGACAGAUCCUCGAUCUUCUCAGAGUCAUUUUUCCGAAGCUCGCGACCCGAGAAUUGGCCUUGCUUUGCUUGCACUCGGCGGCUCUGGUCUCGCGGACGUUCCUGUCAAUCUACGUGGCCGGCUUGGAUGGCAAGAUUGUCAAGAGCAUCGUGGAGAAGCGGCCGCGCAGCUUCAUUUUCAAGCUGAUGAAGUGGCUGCUCGUGGCCGUGCCUGCCACAUUCGUAAACAGCGCGAUCCGCUACCUGGAGGGUAAGCUCGCGCUGGCCCUGCGCACGCGCCUCGUGGAGCGCGCCUACGCGACCUACUUCGCCGGCCAGACGUACUACCGUGUGGCGAACAUGGACGCGAGGCUGGCCAAUCCCGACCACUCGCUCACGGAGGACGUUGCGAUGUUUGCGCAGUCUGUCGCGCGCCUCUACUCCAACCUCACCAAGCCAGUGCUAGAUGUGAUCCUGACUUCAUACACGCUCAUCCAGACCGCGAGGUCGCGUGGCGCCGGGGCCACGGGGCCCACGCUGCUAGCCGGCCUCGUGGUGUUCAUCACUGCUAAAGUGCUGCGCUGGUGUUCCCCGAAGUUCGGCCAGCUGGUUGCUGAGGAGGCGCGCAGGAAGGGGCACCUGCGCCACGCCCACUCGAGGAUUAUCGCUCAAGCAGAGGAGAUUGCCUUCUACGGAGGGCAUAAGGUAGAGAUGCUGCAACUGCAGAAGUGCUACAAGGCUCUUGCUGAGCAGAUGAAUCUGAUCUUGUCCAAGCGUCUGUGGUACAUCAUGAUUGAACAGUUCCUCAUGAAGUACGUUUGGAGUGGAUGUGGACUUGUUAUGGUGGCAGUGCCUAUCAUCACAGCCACCGGUUUUGCUGACAAUGAACUUGCAGAUGGCCAAACGCAAGUGUUAGUGAGUGAGAGGACAGAAGCCUUCACGACUGCACGCAAUCUUCUAGCUUCAGGGGCAGACGCUAUUGAGAGGAUCAUGUCCUCCUACAAAGAGGUCACUGAGCUGGCUGGAUACACAGCCCGAGUUCACAACAUGUUCCUGGUGUUUGAGGAGGUGCAGAGGGGUGUGUAUAAGCGUCCACUGGUCUCUGCGACAACAACAGCUGGAGAAAAUGGUGGUGGGAAGCCUGAGCUUCACAUUGAUGGUCCACUAGAGAUCAAAGGAAAAGUGAUCGAUGUGGAUAAGGGUAUAGUGUGUGAGAGUGUUCCCAUCAUCACUCCAAAUGGGGAUGUGGUUGUGUCCAGCCUGAACUUUAAGGUAGAGGAAGGCAUGCACCUGCUUAUCACAGGACCUAAUGGCUGUGGGAAAAGCUCUCUCUUCCGCAUCCUUAGUGGCCUCUGGCCUGUGUACAGUGGCAUGUUGUACAAACCUGCUCCACAACACAUGUUCUAUAUCCCACAGAGGCCUUACAUGUCUAAUGGGACACUGCGUGAUCAGGUGACAUACCCCGACUCUGUAGAGGACAUGCAUGACAAGGGCUAUAGAGACAAAGACCUGGAAGACAUUCUGGAUAUCGUCAACCUCAAACACAUCGUCACCCGAGAAGGAGGUUGGGAAGCAGAGGUGGACUGGAAAGAUGUGCUCUCAGGAGGAGAGAAGCAGCGGAUGGGCAUGGCUCGGAUGUUCUACCACAAGCCCAAAUAUGCCCUGCUGGAUGAGUGCACAAGUGCUGUUAGUAUUGACGUGGAGGGUAAAAUAUUCCAGGCUGCAAAGGAUGCUGGGAUCUCCUUGCUUUCUAUUACCCAUAGGCCCUCUCUAUGGAAGUACCACACACACCUGCUGCAGUUUGACGGUGAGGGAGGUUGGCGGUUCGAGCAGUUGGAUACAGCAACUCGGCUCUCUCUCACUGAGGAGAAGCAGCGUCUGGAGGCUCAGCUCGCCGGCAUUCCCAAAAUGCAACAGAGACUGAAUGAACUGUGUAAGAUCCUGGGUGAGGACUCUGUGCUGAAGACAAAUGAGGCCAGUGAUGGGGAAUGAGAGACAGGGAGCUAGAGUUACAGCACAUGCACACUGCACGCCAGACAUCAGCAACUCCCACCAAAUCCAGACUGGUCAGCGCUUUGAGACUGAAAUGCAACUUUAUCCAUUACUGUGUGAGUUAGGUUCUUGCCACUCACUAUCCUUUGCAUAUUUAUUCACUACUCCAAAUUGACAAUGAAUGGGAGAAAAAUUCCAGUGUGCACGUAUCCUUACACCAUCCUUAAACUACCUGCAGUUUCUGCAGCGUUAAUCAGUGAUUUUUAAAGUUUAAAAACAAAUGCCAAUUUACUGUCUUCUUUUCCCGUAUGGAAAAUCUCUCAUGUCUUAGCUAUGUUUGAUCUCAGAGUUCAGAGAUCAUUUUAGUUAAGCUGUUUGUAGAUAUAUUUUAGCAGUAUAAUUUGCUGCUUCAGACAAUGGGGUUGAUUGUAACAUAUAUGUGACUUUUAUGUUUUUUUUAUUGUUGUACAUGUCAUAAUGACAGCUAUCUGCUUCUUUCAGGAAAUAUCUGUACCUGCUAUGAUGCGGCUUAUCGUUUUGUUCUUUUUAGUGACUUAACUGUGACUUAACCCUUAACAGAUCAUUUCUCACCCUAAAAUAUGAAGUUGAUAUUUCUUUAGUAACAGUUAUUUUAGUGACUAAUUGGUGCUAUAAUUUAUGAUCUGCUUUUGUCAGUGACUUGUUUGAUUAGUAAGCAUCGGUUUUAGUUUCAGCAUUUGGACUUUGAGCUUUUCUGGGUUCUGGUAUGACAAAAGAGACCUUGUUUCAUCUAAUAUUCAUACAUUCAUCUUCAGUAACCACUUUAUCCUAGUCAGAGCUGUGAUGGAUCUCGUGUGGAUGCAGCGGAAACAUACCGUAGGACGCUAGUCCAUUGCAGGGCACCAUGCACACACACACACACACACAUAUUCACACCUAAAAGGAAAUUUAUUAUCCACCUACAAGCAUGUUUUUUGAAUACAUACAAAAUCACCCUAGCUCACCUAGACACAUACAAAAUCACCCUAGCUCAGGAUCAAAUGGGCAACCCUGGACCUGUGAGGCAGCAACACUACCUGCUGCUCCACUAUGCUGAACAAUCAUCAAAUAGAUAUAGAUAAUACACAAUACAUAAAUUAUCUACUAGGCCGUUAUGAUCUUUUCAUUGUGCUGUUUUUUUGGAAUCUGGACUCCAGCAUGGCAGAGAUGAAGAGCUGUUUCAUGGCUAGCUCUGGCGAUGACACCCUAGAACAAAUACAAUUCACACAGGUUAAUGGUGUGACUUACAGUUUGGUUAAAUCCAGAAGCAUUUUGGCAAUAACCCAGAGGACCAGAUGGUUCUUUUACUUUUAUGUUUUACUGACAACAAGCCUAAUUAUGAUUUGACAUAUACACUGGUUUACAAUGUUGCAGUACCUGCUUGAAGACACAAAAAAGUGUCUUGUAUUCUGUACAGUCUGAUAAGUAAUAGACUGCAGGCUGAUAAUGGAUGUUUUGUGACCUUAGUACAGACAUUUUAAGCUUCUGUCUCCCAUUCAUUUUUUGCCCAGACAGAGCCUUAUAAUAUUAAGGUCACUUUUUUUUUUUUUAAUGUUAUCAUGACUCAGUCAAACAUGUCUGUCUCUUGAUGGACUGAUAUACUGUGAAUUUUGUCUGUGCUGAUUUGAUGAUUUCUUGUCAGUGACUUAUGAGCAAAUGCAUUUUAAUACAUUGCUCUCCAGCUUGUCAUUAUGUGGUUUGACUUUGAUAGGCUUGAUAAUAUUCUGUACAAAUGUUUUAUGCUUUGCAUUGGAAACUCACAAGUUUAGAAAGUCUAGGAGCUCAUUUCUUUGUUGACUAAUUGUUUCCGGCAUUUGAAACAUGCCGGAUGCCAGUUGCAUUCACAUUAGAUAUCAUCUUUAUUUCUCCUUUCAGUAUCUGUGUUAAGGCCUGUGUCAUUCUCUAGUAGAAAUAUAAUAUUUACAUAACAUUGAUUUCAAAUGUGUAAUUCUGGAACUGUAAAUAGACAGGGUUUUAUAUGUUUGAAUCUUAUGUGAUCUCAUAUAUUUUGACUGACUUAUAUUUUGCCAACACAGGAGUAUCAGAGAUGUUUUUUGAUGUUAUGAAUUCACAAUUUACUAUAAUGAUUGGUGCCUGGAUACAGUCAGCAUGUUUUUGCAAAAUCUUUUUCGAUUUUCGAAUCUUUUUGAUUUUUUUUUAUUAUUCCUGCACAAAUUCAAAUAUAUCCUCUUAGGGAAUAUAACUUGGAAUGGACAAGCUGUCAUUUUGCAUGUCAUAAUACAUCCAAAUUUUGUCUAACAUAGAGGAAUAUGUAAGAUUUGAAAAUUGCCUGUUAAGUAUCUAAGAACUGAAAUGUUGAGUACCUAAGUAAAUAAGUAAUUCAGCAUUAAUGUGUGUACAGGUUGUCUUAUUUCAGUGUUAUUAAAAGCCUGUACUUCAUAUUAAAAGUAGCUGUGGCUUUAGUGUAAUUAUUUGUCAACCAGUAAUGCACUUAUAAUAUUAUUUAGGUUUGGGAGUUUCUCCCAUUGUGGCCCAUAAUGAAUGUACUUAUUAAGUGCUUCAUAAGAUAAAAA
This is a messenger RNA of Hemibagrus wyckioides, 4793 nucleotides long. It is a transcript of the gene abcd2, whose product is annotated as ATP-binding cassette sub-family D member 2. The transcript is spliced from 10 exons. Gene Ontology annotation, molecular function: long-chain fatty acid transmembrane transporter activity; ABC-type transporter activity; ATP hydrolysis activity. The coding region runs from base 1 to 2241 and encodes 746 amino acids. The record is from RefSeq and is a predicted model, not a curated record. NCBI's taxonomy places the organism in Eukaryota, Metazoa, Chordata, Actinopteri, Siluriformes, Bagridae. Gene Ontology annotation, cellular component: peroxisomal membrane. Gene Ontology annotation, biological process: peroxisome organization; very long-chain fatty acid catabolic process; long-chain fatty acid import into peroxisome.